GUGUCGCCAUGACAACACAAACAGUGAAACGGUAUUUCUAACAAAACGUGUAACUUGCUCUCUCACCUCAAAACGAUGACUUCUUUUGGCGAGUCCCUCUUGAAAUACGAUAAUCCGAUAUUGGUAAAAACAAAAGGAGAUAAAAAAUCUCAAAAGGGACGUACUCUAACGUUGAGCAACCUUCCAGCUCCCAGCUUUGCAGCAGGUGUUCCAUCUCCCCCUACACAGAAUUUGGAUGAAAACAUUUUGCAUGCCAUCUUACCACCUAGAGAAUGGACAGAGGGGGACCAACAGUGGGUGCAGAAAGUAUCUACAGCCAUUACCACGAGGAAAGAUGUCAUUCAUCUGCAGGAGCAGCUGAACAUAAAGCUAAAGCAGAAAAAGGCCAAACCAACUGGCAUCUGCCCCAUCCGCUGGGUUCUGUUUUCCCAGUGUUUCGAUGAACUCAUCAGACAGGUAACCAUUGAAUGUGCGGAGAGAGGUCUGCUGUUGUGCCGGGUCAGAAAUGAGAUGCAGAUGAUGAUAAGAGCCUACCAAAACUUGUCUGAGAGCAGCAUUGCUUUUGGGAUGAGGAAAUCACUGCACGGUGAGCAGGGCAAGGAAGAAACACAGAAAAAAAUCUUAGACCUGGAGGCUGAAAACAAAGAUCUGAUGAAGCAACUAAAUGAGUUAAAAGACAAAUGUGAUAUGAUUGAAAACAGAGAGGCUGAAGAGAAACAGCUUAAAGAUAAACAGCACGAUGAGGAGAUUCAGCGCAAAGAGAGAGUCAUUCAACAACUCAAGAAUCAGCUGGAAGAUGUACAUUCAGCAAUAAACUUACAAACCAAGAUCCCAGCUACGUCUUAAAAACGUUAGAAUUUUUAAAACCGAUUACUCCUUGUUAGAUUUGGUUAAACUGACUGAAUUUACCAGUUAAACAUACAAAAUCCACAUCUUUUUAAGGUUAAGAGAUAAACCUAGGAAUGAUGAAUUUAACCUCACAUAUUAUGCUAUUAUUUUCAUGUGGAUGAAAACAGAUGAAUCAGAGUUUUUGUUCAAUUGUUUUAUUUUGAUAAAAUGCCAAUUUAAAUAAAGAUUUGUUGCAUA
This is a messenger RNA of Oryzias latipes (Japanese medaka), 1086 nucleotides long. RefSeq names its product dynein, axonemal, light intermediate chain 1 (gene dnali1). Gene Ontology annotation, cellular component: axoneme. Gene Ontology annotation, molecular function: dynein heavy chain binding. The record is from RefSeq and is a predicted model, not a curated record. NCBI's taxonomy places the organism in Eukaryota, Metazoa, Chordata, Actinopteri, Beloniformes, Adrianichthyidae.